This is a messenger RNA of Pygocentrus nattereri (red-bellied piranha), 1399 nucleotides long. It is a transcript of the gene hoxd11a, whose product is annotated as homeobox D11a. Gene Ontology annotation, cellular component: nucleus. Lineage: Eukaryota; Metazoa; Chordata; Actinopteri; Characiformes; Serrasalmidae. Gene Ontology annotation, molecular function: RNA polymerase II cis-regulatory region sequence-specific DNA binding; DNA-binding transcription factor activity, RNA polymerase II-specific. The record is from RefSeq and is a predicted model, not a curated record. The coding region runs from base 19 to 858 and encodes 279 amino acids. The transcript has 2 exons. Gene Ontology annotation, biological process: anatomical structure development; regulation of transcription by RNA polymerase II.
CUAACGCCAAACCGAGAUAUGACGGACUACGAUGAUCGCAGCAGCUGCGCGUCUAACAUGUAUUUACCCAACUGCGCGUACUACGUUUCGGCGCCGGAUUUCUCGUCUGUCUCGUCGUUUUUACCCCAGACCACCUCGUGCCAGGUCAAUUUCCCCUAUUCUUCCAACAUAGCUCAAGUCCAACCUGUUCGAGAAGUGGCUUUCAGGGACUACGGACUGGACCACCCGAGCAAAUGGCAUUACAGGGGCAAUUACGCUUCCUACUACUCGACGGACGAGAUAAUGCACCGAGAUCUUCUCCAGUCAUCGAACAGGGCGGAAAUGAUAUUCAAAAACGACUCCGUGUACGGCCACCACGGCGGCUCGAACCCCGCGUGCAGCUUUUUCACCGGCGUCGGUAGGAACGGAGUACUCCCCCAAGGAUUUGAUCAGUUUUUCGAAACGAUCAAUUGUGAGAAGCCCAGCCCUGAGCAUUCCAGACAAAAGACGGAGUCCGGCGUCCCCGGAGAUGCCGCAUGUCAUAAAGAGUCUCCAGACAGCGCGGAGCAGGGGAAACGAGACCCAGCCGAGACCACGGAGGAGGAAAGCUCACUUUCAACUUGCGGAGAGGACAAGAGCAACGGCCCAAGUGUAAAGUCCAGAAAAAAGAGGUGUCCGUAUUCAAAAUACCAGAUCCGAGAACUUGAACGAGAAUUCUUUUUCAACGUGUACAUAAAUAAAGAGAAACGCCUACAACUGUCAAGAAUGCUAAACCUUACAGACCGACAAGUGAAGAUCUGGUUCCAGAACAGAAGGAUGAAAGAGAAAAAGCUCAACCGAGAUCGCCUCCAGUACUUCACUGGAAACCCUUUAUUCUGAAACCAUGACAUUGUCCACUUUGGCAGACCACGUUCACGGUUCCCAUAGUGUCACUAUUAUGAGCGUUGUUGGGACAUUAUGCAUUAUGCAUUCAAUCGAAAAAGACACGCAAGCUAAACAAAAAAAAUAAAACGUUUAAAAAAUCUACAUAGGUCUGAUGUAUAUUUUUAACUAUGCAAAGCUUUUGGUAAAAGAACAUUGAACCCUUACCUCAGUGGAGAUGGUUUGGCGGAUGGACAUUGACAUUCUACAACAGAAGGGUACCUCGACAAUCUUUUCAUACUCUGCUGUUUUAACAGUGAACGCCACUGAAAUGUAACCGCAUUGUAUAUCUAUUUAUUUAUUGCAAUUUACAUGGUACAUUGAAGGCUACGUAAGUCACAUCCAUUGCAGUAAGCAGCAAAUAAUUUUGAUUACAGUAUUCAGUACGUCUUACAAUUAUAAUUUCCAUUAUAGUAGAAUUGUGUAUGCAUUUGUUUGAUAGCAGCAUGUGAUGUACUGGUGUAUUAAAUAAACUUAAAUACUACAAUUUUUCCUUGAA